This is a messenger RNA of Lentinula edodes (shiitake mushroom), 3436 nucleotides long. RefSeq lists its product as uncharacterized. The transcript is spliced from 11 exons. Lineage: Eukaryota; Fungi; Basidiomycota; Agaricomycetes; Agaricales; Omphalotaceae. The coding region runs from base 208 to 3378 and encodes 1056 amino acids. The record is from RefSeq and is a predicted model, not a curated record.
UAUAUCGCAAACUGUCAACGUCUGCUAGCUUCAUUCUGGAAGGAAAUAGGCGGGGAUGACGAAGACUAUUAUCCUGGAUACAAUUGUACACCUUCUGAAGCAUGGAUCAGUCUGUACCACCUCCUAAACUUCGCUUCAAAUUGGAUCUAAUUCUGGCGCCACUUAGACAAGGAAAAGAUUCGAUUUGCUCGCAAGAAUCCGGACGCGAUGCGAAGGGUUGCGGCGCAGAAAGCUAAGGCAGCUGAGCGAGAUCGAAAAAAGGAACAGAGAAGACAGAAGCAGAAACCAGUUAUUGCUAAAGCGGCUACUCAGGAAACUACGAAAGCGCCUACCUCCAUGCAGGAAUCAAAAAGACCAUCUUCAAUGGGAGUGAAUGUCCGAGUCAAAGAGGAAUACGACCGCAGGGUCACCGUCCCUAAAACUAUUUCGAAAUCAAUGCCAAAGCCGGCCAUACAACCUGAAGCAUCAUCAGAUUCAGAACCAGAUGUUCCUAUAAUUAAAAUGGUGAAACAAGUUCGGAGGGUGGAACAAGAAUCAUCAAGUUCCUCAGAUUCAUCGGAAGCAAAGCCUCCGUCGGUUAAAGGAAAAAGGAAACGUCCCAAUGUCAAAGCUAGAUCAACGGCUGAAGAAACUGAACCACCGAGGUACAUGAAUCCAGGGCCUUCCAAUCUUUCUCUUCAGACAGAGACGAAGCUCGUGAAUAAAAACAAGCCAUCUUUGCCGCGUUUACGAACAGCCCGUCCAGCUUCCGGACCCUCUAAUACGACCCAUUCCACGUCCUUACCAACCCUUGCUAAACUUCAAACACCUACACCAUCUCUACCAAAACCGACAACGGAGGGUUCCGCGUCUGCAGGUGGCAGCGCCUCCAAGAAAACCUCGACACAAGGAGCUCUGAAGAUGGAUGCGUUACCGGAGAAAGAUAUUGGAGGAUCGCGGCCCCAUCUCCCUCGGAAAUCGACAUCGACUCUGAACGGCAUAAGCUUCAAGAAGAACCGCGGAGGUCCUAUGAAGGAGUCUCAAACGAUAAUAGCUGAUCGCGCUUCUCCAAAGAAUGUACCGACAUAUUCUCAUCGAGCGGAACCUUCGUCUCCCGCCGUUGUCAGUGCAACCCCAACACCGCGACAUUUUUCGAGACCGAAAAUGGCAUCUGAAGAUCAAGUUCCCUCGUCUCAAAAGACGCUCAAUAAUCCUACUAACCCGCAAGUAGAACCAUUCGUACCACUUGCUUCAACCUCAGAGGCUCAACCAUCUGAUGAUUGGGGGAUGGAUCCUUCUGCCGCUGACCUGAACCAUUCGCCGCCAAUAUCUUCCAGGAGAAGCUCCAUGCUGAAUGACGAAGCUGAAAGUUUCCUAAGUUCGGUGAUGCCAAUGACAAAGACUGCUGGUGUGGAAUAUGUCCUGCCAAAAUCCGAGUCACGCAUCUCUUCCAAGACGAAUGCGAUAUGGGCGGGUAAACUUAUCCUUGAAAUAGACGAAAUUGAUGAAGCUCAGACAAUGUCUAUGGAAAGCCUGCUUCUUGCGUCCGACCCUUCAGCUGGUCAAAUCUCGCUCACGCAAGGUGUGAUCCCGUUGAAGGUUUCCAUGUCAUACAACGACUCCAAGUUGGUUAUGAAGUCAAGAUCUUUCUAUAGAUUUGAAGACUUGAAUGCAAUUCUAGCUGCCUGUAGUCCGGUCAAGGAGUGGGGGUGGCUCUGUGCGGCAAAAGAAGAAGAGGCGAGAAAGUUUAGGCAGAUUGCGGAUCUUUUGUCUCACAAAAAAUGGGUUGCGUUCAUACCUGUCGCAGUCGAAGAGAAAGUUGUUGCAAUAAACUUGAUAUAUCCUUCUACCCUUUCACAUCAUUACCUUCCUCCUGUCAAGUCAUUCGUUCCAAACGAAACCGCACUCAUCGUAUCGCUGCAUAACUGGGUCAUCAAUGCGGAGGACUGUCUUCUGGAUGAUGUGCUGAAACAUUUUGUUCAGCGACUGGAUAAUGCAUACGACAGGAGAGAUUUCAAGUUACCGCGGGGCGUGUAUGAAGCUUACGGCGAGCCCGGUAUCAAACCACUGGAGGGCCUUUUAGUCCCCAAGCUGACAACCAAGCACGCCGUAAGGAUGCUGGAACUCCCCGAACUGCUACAUUCAUACUUAGUGUCUGGCGGUGAGCGGCCUUUUGCGUUAUGGCCCCCAGUCGAUUCAGAAGUUUUUGGUUUGUCACCCGUUUCUGAGAUUGAAAGGGAAAUGCUAUCAACGCUGUUGAACGAAUAUCCCGCCACGGUCAAUCAAGGCACUGUGGGUACGGAAUGGGAUUCAUCUCUGAGAGUGAUUUUUGCCCAUGUCAAUUCGCUGGUUCCCAGUUCAGGUUGGAGAGACAUUAGAGACAUACCUGGUCUUUCAGAAUACCGAAUGAUGAACGAUGUGAGGUUCUUUGUUUAUGGUUCCAGUGACAUCGUGAAUCCUCGGUUUUCUGAUAUCAUCGAGGAGAUUUGGCAUAUAGGUGGACUUGUGACGUUUACUCCCAAUGCUUUGCUUUCCGACCCCCUGGGAGUGCAUGAAAGGAUCCUUCAGAUCGAGGAACACGAUUUUUGGGCGUGUUACAUUUUGCCUGCUGUCAUUGGUAUGGCUGUCUCUAUUGCGUAUCGCGAUAGGGAGCAUGUUAUUCAGAAACGAAUAGCAUGUAAAGCAAACAAACAUGUGCCGCAUUGUACUGGUUCUCAAAGUAUUGAUGUGGACAUCGAUAUUGGUAUCGAUGAGCCAAUAUCAUGCACAUGUGAUGGGCUCGGGUACGAAUGGCUUUUGGAUGCGAUAGACGAGGAGUUAAUUUCAAUUGUGGGGGCUCCACCUUUGCAGACGCAUCUUGGUGGCCAAGGUGCCGUAACUCGUCGGGGUGCGUCUAGGGACAAUCGACUUCGCAAUACAGAGGAUUGGAAUUUACUUUCAGAGAAUCAUUCAACAUCCUCGUCCUUUCUUACUUACUUGGAUACUCCGUCAAGCUCUCUACCCUUGAGUUUUAUUGCGCAAGACCAACUCGGGUGCCCUCCAUCCUCCAUUCCGGUUCAAUAUGAUGACUCCUUCGUACCCUGGAUUUUCCAGCUCUUUGAUAGCGAUGUCCGUGAUCGCUCUGAAACGCUAGCAUUUUGCGUGAGGGAGUUUAUGCAGCUUUGUGGUAAUCUGCCACAAGAAGAAUGGGAGGAUGCGAUCAAACGAGAAAUCAUAGAGCAUCUUGGACGUUUGCAAAUUAGUCGGGGGUUCAGGGAGGAACUCAGACGAUUUGUUAUUGUCACAGGUAGCGAGGACAAGGGUCUGCAGACUGAUCAGAGUGGUAUUGAAUGGGCUACAGUAGAAUCAUUCAGAUUUCAGGAUGUCACUGACGUCCAGGACAUUUUCGACCUAUUUUAAUUCUUUCUAUUUUCUUGUAACUUAUUAUUUUAUUUACAGACUAUAUACUAUAUAUAUG